Messenger RNA from Armigeres subalbatus, 2409 nucleotides. Its product is annotated as fez family zinc finger protein erm. The transcript has 5 exons. NCBI's taxonomy places the organism in Eukaryota, Metazoa, Arthropoda, Insecta, Diptera, Culicidae. The coding region runs from base 290 to 1819 and encodes 509 amino acids. The record is from RefSeq and is a predicted model, not a curated record.
CCGUGCUGCAGUCGUAAAAAUAAAACAUAUAUUUUUAUUUUAAUCGAUAAUAAUAAAGUCCAUCCAGCUUUUCCCUUCAAACACACAUUUAAUUGUCUCCUGUGUUGGUUCCUGUCGCGACAGUCGUAGUCAAGUGCGCGCCAGGUUCCUCAUUCCGAGUGGUGACGACGUUGUGACAGGAUGAAGCCAUAGUGAGUGUCCCGUUUUCCCAGUUUUCAUCCCAGGAUAUUGCAGCAGGAGCAGCAGAAAAAAAUACAGGACUAAAAAUCACCGAAGAAACGAUCUCAAAAUGAAUUUCUCACCUUUUGGAACGCAUUUUCCUGGAACGAUUCCAGGAAUCCAUCAAUUUACGAGUAGUGGGCUGGUCACCAGUGUACCCUCUAGCUCUCAUGACAGCAACAAUCGAUAUCACACCAUCAAUUCUAACGUGAACAUGGCCCACUUCAACCAAUCUCAUGGGCCCAUAUUGGGAAAAUUUCGCCCGGAGGAUAUUACAUCCAACGUGGGAAAUUCAAACAAAUAUAACGGUCAACACAGCACAACGGUGCUGCCUGCAACCACAUCAAGUGCUCAGUACACGAUUCCCUAUAGUCAACAUUCCGACGUGAACGACAUCAAGCAACGGAACAUGUAUCCGCAAUCAACGAUCGCCAGUACCACAAUCGGUUCUACUCAACCUCAGGAAAUAUCCCAAGACAUCAGCGCCUUGCUCCAGCAAGCGGACAGCAAACGAGUCCUGCAGAACUCAAGCUGGCAGUCGCUCGCUCCGGGUGCAUCCGUUGCCGACUACCUCUCACACCUUCCGGGCACGGCCCUCCCACUCUCGCUUCAUCACUUCUUGAAAUAUUCAGCAGAGAACAUCAAAAAGGAAACGCAAAAUCCUCUCUCAUCCCUCGAGAUGUCGCAGACACAGUCGCAGAACGUGAACGGUGCCAACCAGCACUCGAAUGGGAUGAUUCUGCCAGCGUCGCAAGCCAUCGCAAGCAUCCUCGGCCAUCAGAACCAGAUCGGUGUCGGGCAGGCACAGCAGCAUCAGCAACAACAGCAGCAACUGCACAGUCAACAAGGACCCACUAGUACAGGAACGGUUAACGGUGCUACUUCUACCAAUGGUGCCGGCAGCGGAGCCGAAAAGAAAAAGAAGAAAAAGAAAAAGAAGCCACCAAAGGAGCGGAAACCUCGCCCGAAACCGGGAGAAAUCCAAGUCCGCACAGCGUUGGAUGGCAGUCCACUGUUCCUGUGUCCAGAGUGCCAGAUGGCGUACCCGGAGCGAGAGCUGCUGGAACAACACCUGAUCGGGCACAACCUGGAACGCAGGUUCAUUUGCGACAUAUGCAACGCAGCGCUCAAACGAAAGGAUCACCUGACACGCCACAAACAGAGCCACAACCCGGAACGGCCGUUUGUUUGCACCAUUUGCUUAAAGGCUUUCAAACGUAAGGAACAGCUAACUCUGCAUAUCGUCAUACAUUCUGGGGAGAAAAGACAUAUCUGUCAGGAAUGUGGCAAAGGUUUCUACCGCAAAGAUCACCUCCGCAAGCACACCCGAUCGCACAUUGCCCGCCGAUUGAAGGCCGAGCUACAGGCUCAGCAAGGCGGAGCUGAGAACGGUACGGCGGGGGGAUCGUCCCGUGGCAACAAGAACAGCAGUCAAGCGAACAACCAACAACAGAAUGCAGCUCAGCAACAUCUACAGCAGCAACAGCAGGCACCUCCACAAGCACAAAUUCAACUGCAAACGCAGGGCACAAAUCAACCACCCCAGAUGCAACCUCCGCAGUACCAUCCCAUCCCUCCAGCGGCGCAAAUGAUGGCUUGAAGGCUUUUUUAAAAACCGAAAUUACUUAGAUACAUUUUUAUUAGUCUCGAAUUGGCUAUUAUCGAAUAAGUGGAAUUACUAUCAUGACUCUCUCGCUGCAACAGGCGAAGUUGGUAGGUUUCGUGCGGUUGUCGUGUUUUAAGUAGGUAUUACUAUCUCUGUCACUGUACUUAUCUGUAUCGAUAUAUUUAAUCAUUGGCAUGGAAUUAGGCGUAGGAAGUUUGUGCAAUUUCAAUAGAAGUUAAUUUAUGUUAAUUUCCCAAUGAUGUUGGAAUAUUCUUUGUUUUUUAGUUUAUUUCAUAAUCUAUAUGUUCCUUGGUUAUGAUCUAGUCAAAAUUUAGUAUCCAAAUUGAAAGAACACUGUUGAUAAUAGUUAUGUAAAAUAUUGAAUACGUUCAAAAGAAAAGCGCGCAAUUAUUUAGUCAUUGCCAGAGGGCAGUAGUUCAAAUGUUUCUUUAUUAACCGCUUUUGUUCUAGGGUUGAGGGGCGUUAUUGCACUUAUACGAAUACAUAAACUUAUGAACACUGACCUAAUAUUUAACUGAUUAGAAUGUAAGUUAUCUAUAACAAAAAUAUAUGAAACAAAAUAA